Molecule: messenger RNA, 1133 nt
Organism: Cydia amplana
Lineage: Eukaryota; Metazoa; Arthropoda; Insecta; Lepidoptera; Tortricidae
Exons: 2
Coding region: 141-1103 (320 amino acids)
Molecular function (GO): zinc ion binding
Source: RefSeq, a predicted model, not a curated record
GUCAUAAUUUUAUUAGAUUUGUCAUUACCUAUUUCAUAUGUAAACUAUCACAAUUAAGUAAAUAUAUAUCUUCACUUUAACGAUUCUUCUCUUGAAAUUGAUAGCUAUAAAUCUUUCUGACCUACCCUCGAAAUGCAAAAAUGGAGACAAAUACUUCAAAAAGCAGUCGAGACGACGGUAUUGACCGACCUAUACCCUCAAACAUAGCACUCCAAAUACCGAACACAGACUCCAUAACUUCUCGUGAAAUUGCCUCGCAUUCUUUAGAAGCAGCGUCAGAUAUCCAAUCUCCAAGAAGUCCAACUAGUCACUCAACUCCCGAGACAAUUAACGGAGAAAGAGCUUCUGUGACCACUGCGAAUUAUUCUGUGCCUCUUCUUUUAAUCAGUGCACCUCCGUCUGUAGUAAUACCCGCCACACAUCCCUCACGGAGAUGUGGUCUUAAGAUUCAAUCACCAAUUUCUUCCCAGCCUUUAAAUCCAGCGACAUUUCGCCAAGACGAUAAUGUACCUCAAUCUUUGUUCAUCCAAGCUUUAUCCCGUUUGACCAAUAGCGACACAUUAAAUAUUUCAGUUUUAAGCAAUAUGAUGGCUAAAUCACAGUAUAGUGUGUUUGGUCAGAACGUAAAGCAGAAUAAUGCUGGUCACAGACCAGGCGACCUGUCACCCCCUGAUUCCUUGACAAGUGCGCCUCCAUCUUAUUCCUACGUCUUGAGACAAAUGGCAGUCAGGAGAAGACCGAGAUUGAUGGGAACGUUUAUACCAUCGCCAUCCUUUGUGCCACAUUGCCCACCUCCGAAUUACAACGCGGCUUUCGACAUAUACGUAGAUAAUGCCAUGCCACCACCACCUCGACUUCGACAUCUUGGUUUCGGCCCGUGUCCCAUCGUCUGCCCGGAAUGUGGGUACUCGGGCAUGAGCGUGGUAGUCAGUAAAAUAACUAUGUGCACGCAUUUAUGUGCUAUUGUUCUUUGUUUAUUUUGCUGUUGGGUAUGUGCACCCUUACCCUACUUGAUGAGUUCUUGCAAGGACGUUUACCACUAUUGCAGUAGUUGUCGUUAUUUCUUGGGUAUGUACUGCCCUACUAAUACCUACAGCAGUUAAUAUUUCCUAAAGAAUAUUAAUGUAGUUAAA